CUCCCCACGCGCACUUCUUCUUCUUCUCCUUUUUGCCCCCCUAGUCGAGUCGUCGGCGGGUAGAGCGAGAGCGAUCCGGGGCGCCGGAUCUCCCCUUCUCUCCAGACUCGGCCGGCCGAGCAUGGGGGACGCCGCCACAGCCGCGGGGCAGCCGCCGCCGCCCUCCGCCGCGGCCGCGGCGUCGGGCCCCGCAUCCUUCUCCUACCUGGCCGUGUUCGCCAACUGCCCGCUCAUCGCCGCCGUCCUCGCCUUCGCCAUCGCCCAGUCCAUCAAGGUCCUCACCACAUGGUACAAGGAGAACCGGUGGGACGCGAAGCAGCUGGUGGGGUCCGGGGGCAUGCCGUCGUCGCACUCGGCCACCGUCACCGCGCUCGCCGUCGCCGUCGGCCUGCAGGAGGGCUUCAGCAGCUCCCUCUUCGCCACGUCCGCCAUCUUCGCCUCCGUGGUGAUGUAUGAUGCUUUUGGUGUUAGACUACAUGCAGGGAGGCAAGCAGAGGUCUUGAAUCAAAUUGUGUACGAGCUUCCAUCGGAGCAUCCACUUGCUGAAACAAGACCACUGCGAGAGCUCAUAGGGCAUACACCUCCUCAGGUUUUUGCUGGUGCGGUGCUUGGAUUUGCAGUAGCCACGUUUACGGGGAUGAUAGCCGGGCUUGGUAGCAAUGGCUGACUUCACAGGUGGAUCCAAGGUCUUGAUAGCUUCAUCAUUUGUUGCGUGGAAGUAUUAGAAUCCAAGUUGGAUUUAUGGUUUCAGGAAGCCAGCUUGUGCUACAUAAUGAUUCUUGUAUAGGCCUAUUUACUUUGCUGCAAACAACGUCAGUUUCUUGGGGAAGAGAAAUUGUCCCAUUCUUUUGUACCUAACUGGUAAAUAACAAUCGUGUUAUAUUCUGCAGUUGCUGACGUGAAAUUUGGCAGUAAUUGAGCAUGUUAGCUAAAUC
Molecule: messenger RNA, 935 nt
Organism: Brachypodium distachyon (stiff brome)
Lineage: Eukaryota; Viridiplantae; Streptophyta; Magnoliopsida; Poales; Poaceae
Exons: 5
Coding region: 122-667 (181 amino acids)
Source: RefSeq, a predicted model, not a curated record